CAAAGUAUCAUUAAUCUUUUGAAAUCACACCCCGUUAAUGAACCUAUACAGAUUUGGAAAUAUUGCACUGUCUUUUCAGCGCAUCAAAAACAGGUGAGCAUGUUUUGUUUUCUUUGCGUAUUUUCUCAUAAAACUAGGGCAUGUGUUUGCUAGCGCAUACCGAUAUGGAGCGUCACUGUAGACAACAAGAGUGCUUUGACGCACACGUAGGCUACUAGUGGAGAUAUGAUCGACAAUUUGACAGCAAACUUACAAAUCGUCAAGAAAAAACAGAACAGUCAGUUCACAUACAUAGCCUGACAGUAAACCAGAAAGUCAACAUUUAUUAGACUAUUUAAGCCUUCCACUUUGGUUACCAACCAUAAACCUGGCUUUAUUUUCUAAAACAGUAUGACAGCUGUCGGAGCAAUUGAAUUGUAUUCCGCAAUUUUAUCAGAAAACGCAUCCCUUAUUGUUAAUAUUGCAAAAAAAUACGGGACCAACUCAAUGAUCAAUGGAUCGAAAUCCAAGCCGUCAAAGGGUCUUGCUAUCCUCCCUCUUCACUUAGCAGCCUCGUAUAGGAAAGUUCAUAGUAUAGAGAGCUUGUUAUUGGCGGGAGCCAACCCUGGAAUUAGGGACCAACAGGGUCGUAAUGCCCUCCACCUGGUCAUCACCCACUGGCCCUACAUCCACGCCACCUGGCCCGCACCACAAUCACGUUUUCAGACCGCCAUGGCCAGCAUGCAGAAGAGGGCAGAGGCCUGCCUACAGGUCCUCUGCAACCAUGGAGUCGACCUCAAUACUGUGGUGGACAGUGGGAACCGUCAGACAGCCAUGCACCUGGCCGUGCGCUUUGCCGCUCUCUCCGCCAUCCACAUCCUGGCCAGCCACGGGGCCGCUGUCAACACCACAGACCUGUGCGGCAUGACGCCCCUGCAUAUGGCCGCCGGCAUCCUCAACACAGAGAUUGCCGUUUGCCUGAUCAAGCUUGGUGCAGAUGUCAACAAGGCGGUGAGCCACUCGGGGAACAGACCGCUGCACCUGGCUGCCCUGGCGACAGCCUGCAGGCCAGUGAAGAACAUGGACACAGCACUAAGAUGCAUCACUGAGCUGCUGGACCAGGGGGCAGAGGUGGAUGCCGUGAACAACGUGGGCCGGACGGCCCUCCACGAGGCGUGCAGCGUGGGCAAGGAGUCCGUGGUCAACCUGCUACUGAGGCGUGGUGCCGACAUCAACAAGCAGACGCCAGCUGGGGAAAACUGCCUCUUUCUGUUCCUGGACCAUCAGCCCAACCUCUGCCACACCUCCCUGCUGGGCCGCCUGCUCAGCCUCACCUCCCCUCUCACCAUCGCCAACGGGGCGGGCCUCCAGCCCAGCACGCUGCUGCUGCCCCAGUACUCCCGUCAGCGAGAGCAGCUCUUGGCCCUGACCCGGCACCCUCGCAGCCUCAUGGACAUCUGCAUGAUCCAGGCGUUCCAGUCUUACGGCUCGUUACGCCGUCAGACCCUGGCGGAGCUCCUCCCUGAGAGGCUGCACCGCUACGUCCUCUGGGGGAGCUCCUGUGACAUCAGCUUUGUCAGCGGCGAUGACACGGCCAAGUCCGGCAGCUGGUCAGACUUGUUUCAUCGCGAGGAGCCGCCGGAGAGGGCCAACUCUCUGGACGUCCCCGCACCAGAGCGCCACAGAGCCUCGGAACACUGACACCUUCCGGACGUUCUAGCAAGUUCCACGGAGGGGGAUGCAUGACCCACCUCAUUAAACUCUUUUCUGAUUCUGUUGUUUGAAACUUUAAUUCCACCUCAAUGCCAGUAAAAUCAUAAUGAACAGAGAUGGUGUUCUACUUCGGUUCCAGGAAUGUCACGAUGAAUGUUACACACCGGACAUAACAUAAGGUAUAAUCAGCUGAACCACCCGACCCAAUCGUUUUUUCUUAGUUUUAAAACAGGGUACUUGUGGUUUACAUCUGUUUUUACAUCUGUUUUUGAUAUUGUGUGUAUUGUGAUAGUGUUAUUACUGUUAGUAUUUGUAUUUUGUAUUUUUACUGCUGCAAAACAAAUUGCCCCUCUGGGGACAAAAUAAAGGUUGUAGUUUACUGGACACUGCU
Molecule: messenger RNA, 2083 nt
Organism: Hypomesus transpacificus
Lineage: Eukaryota; Metazoa; Chordata; Actinopteri; Osmeriformes; Osmeridae
Product: ankyrin repeat domain-containing protein 61-like
Exons: 7
Coding region: 391-1680 (429 amino acids)
Biological process (GO): positive regulation of transcription by RNA polymerase II
Cellular component (GO): nucleus
Molecular function (GO): protein binding; transcription cis-regulatory region binding
Source: RefSeq, a predicted model, not a curated record